GUCCCGGCUGCCCAGCCCGCAGGUCGCGUUCCUCCGCGCGGCUCCCCGCUUCCGGCCCCGCGCGACGCCCGCCCCCUCCACCUUCCGCCCGACGCGGGUUUCUGCGUGACGGUCGCGGCGUCUCAGCGUCUCGUGGCCUCUGCGGCGCCCGAGCCCGCAAUGUCGGGCCCCAAUAUGGGCAUGCCGUUGCUGCCGAGCACGGAAGACGAGGAAGACAGCUUCGGGGAUGCAGAAUACGCUGCCAUCAACUCCAUGUUGGACCAGAUCAACACCUGCCUGGACCACCUGGAGGAGCAGAACGACCACCUCCACGCCCGCCUCCAGGAGCUGCUGGAGUCCAACCGGCAGACGCGCCUGGAGUUCCAGCAGCAGCUAGGGGAGGACCUCGAUGACGACGAGGAUGACGAUGACGACGAAUACUACUACGACGCCUACGACGCCAUCUACGAGGACGACGCCGGUGCCUAGGCUCCUCGCAGGCCCGCCCCCUGCCCCUCGGGGCGGGGCUCCGGCCUGGGCACUCACCACCUGAUUCAGAUGCCUUCUCAAGGGCUGGCCCCAGGUCCCCCGGCGGCUCUGCCUGCCUGAGCCACUCUCAGACCCUCCCUCGUGCGCAGGCACCUCCCCCGCCCCGCCUUCCCUCCCCCCUUGCCUGCCUGUCCCACCCCUGGGCACUCUCCCUCUGCCCAGGCCUCCAAUGUCCACAUUAAACGUGUCUCCA
Pipistrellus kuhlii (Kuhl's pipistrelle) is the source of this 721-nucleotide messenger RNA. It is a transcript of the gene BBLN, whose product is annotated as bublin coiled coil protein. The record is from RefSeq and is a predicted model, not a curated record. The transcript has 2 exons. The coding region runs from base 160 to 468 and encodes 102 amino acids. NCBI's taxonomy places the organism in Eukaryota, Metazoa, Chordata, Mammalia, Chiroptera, Vespertilionidae.